Messenger RNA from Penicilliopsis zonata CBS 506.65, 3032 nucleotides. RefSeq lists its product as hypothetical. The record is from RefSeq and is a predicted model, not a curated record. The coding region runs from base 39 to 3005 and encodes 988 amino acids. Gene Ontology annotation, molecular function: nuclear import signal receptor activity. Gene Ontology annotation, biological process: protein import into nucleus. NCBI's taxonomy places the organism in Eukaryota, Fungi, Ascomycota, Eurotiomycetes, Eurotiales, Aspergillaceae. Gene Ontology annotation, cellular component: cytoplasm; nucleus. The transcript has 3 exons.
CGGUUCAAUUAUUAUUCUUCUUUUUCGAUUCGGUUGCAAUGGAGUGGCAGCCGCAAGAUGAACCGUUGAGACAGCUGGCUUGCUGUCUCCGGGAUUCGUUGAAUGGGUAUAACCGUGAGCUGCAGAAGCAGGCGGAGGAGAUGCUCGUGAAUGCGACUUCCUCGCCCGACUAUGUCAACUACAUUACCUGCCUCUUCUCCACGCCGCAAGCUCCGGCCUCGCUGGCCAUGGACCAAGAUACGUAUAACGUGGUGCGGUUUGCGGCGGCGAUGAACCUCAAGACCAAGCUGCGGGUCGCAUACACCACGGUGCCGCAGCCCAGCUUGGCGUACAUCCGGUCGGCGUGCCUGCAGGGGCUCAAGGACGAGAAUGUGCAGAUCCGCAACUCGGCGGGCAGUAUCAUCACCGAGCUGGUGCAGCAGGCCGGGCUGCUGGCGUGGCCCGAGGUGCUGCACGAGCUGCUCUCGCUCGUCGGCAACGCCGCCGGCGACAUUCCCGUGCGCGCCCAGGAGGCCGCCAUGUCCGCCCUGGCCAAGGUCUGCGAGGACAACCGCAAGAUCCUCGACCGCGACUACGAGGGCCAGCGCCCGCUCGACGUCAUCAUCCCCAAACUCAUGGACUUCACCUCGAGCGAGAGCUCCCAGGUGCGCUCCGUCGCCCUCGCCACCAUCCACGUUUUCUUGCCCCAUCGGCCCCAGGCCCUCAUGGCCUCCGUCGACCUCUUCCUCGCCCAUCUGUUCCGCCUCGCCAACGACAACAACACCGACGUCCGCCGCACCGUCUGCCAGUCCUUUGCCCAGCUCGUCGACGUCGCCCCGGAGAAGCUCAUCCCCCACCUCGACGGCCUCGUCAACUACGUCAUUCUGCAGCAGCAUAACCCCGAGGACCCGGAGCUCGCCCUCGACGCCGCGGAGUUCUGGCUCGUCGCCGGCGAGCAGCAGAAGCUGCAACAACCCCUCGCCCCCCAUAUGCCCAAGAUCGUCCCCGUCCUGCUUCGCAGUAUGGUCUAUGAUGAGGACGAGGCCCUCCGGCUCGCCAUGGAAGCCGAGGAUGCCGAGGUCGAGGACCGCGCCGAGGAUUUGAAACCCCAGUUCGCAAAAUCCAAGGGCGCCCGGCUGGACGGCGGAAAACCGGACGGCAGCGGCGGCGGCGGCGCUCCCGAUCAGUCAGCCAACGGCGGUGAUAAUAACAAGAGCAACAACAACAACAACAACAACAACAACAACAACAACAACAAUACCAGCAGCAAUAAUAGUAAUAAUAACAAUAACAGCAGCAGCAGCAACAACAACAAGAACAUCACAGGGAUAGAUGACAGGGACGAAGAUGAGGAUGAGCUGAGCGAAGGCGAGAUCGAAGAUUCCGAGUUUGGCGACGACCCGGAGGACGAGUGGACGCUACGAAAAUGCUCGGCCGCGGCGCUCGACGUCUUUGCCAACGUCUACCACCAGCCCAUCUUCGAGGUCAUCCUGCCCUAUCUCAAGGAGACGCUGCGUCACGAGCAAUGGCCGCAUCGUGAGGCCGCCGUGCUGACCCUCGGCGCCGUAGCCGACGGCUGCAUGGAUGCCGUCACCCCGCAUCUCCCCGAACUCGUCCCCUACCUGAUCUCCCUGCUGAACGACCCGAUCCAUGUGGUGCGGCAGAUCACCUGCUGGUGCCUGGGCCGGUACUCGGAGUGGGCCUCGCACCUGCAGGACCCUGCGGAGCGGGCGCGCUACUUUGAGCCGAUGAUGGAGGGCAUCCUGCGCCGCAUGCUGGACAACAACAAGAAGGUGCAGGAGGCGGCGGCCUCGGCGUUUGCCAGCCUGGAGGAGAAGUCGGACGCCAACCUGGUCCCCUACUGCGAGCCGAUCCUGCGCCAGUUUGUGCAAUGUUUCGGCAAGUACAAGGACCGCAACAUGUACAUCCUGUACGACUGCGUGCAGACGUUGGCCGAGUCGGUCAUGGGCGAGCUGGCCACGCCGCACCUGGUCGACAUCCUCAUGCCCGCGCUCAUCGACCGCUACAACAAGGUCUCGGACCAGUCGCGCGAGCUCUUUCCCCUCCUCGAGUGUCUCGGCUACCUGGCCGCCGCGUACGGCGACGCGUUCUCCCCCUUUGCCGCCCCGCUCUUCCAGCGCUGCAUCAAGAUCAUCUACGAGAAUCUGCAGGAGUACCUGGCCUCGGUGAACAACCAGGCGCUGGACGAGCCGGACAAGGAUUUCCUGGUGACCAGUCUCGACCUGCUGAGCGCCAUCAUCCAGGCGAUCGACCCGCGCAAGAGCGGCGACCUGGUGGCCAGCUCGCAGCCGCGCUUCUUCGACCUGCUGUGCUACUGCAUGGAGGACCCCAACUACGAGGUGCGGCAGUCGUCGUACGCCCUGCUGGGCGACUGUGCGAUCAACAUCUUCCCGCAGCUGGAACCCUUCAUCCCCAACAUCCUACCGACACUGAUCAAGCAGCUGGACCUGGACCAGAUCCGGGACGACGACCGCCACACGGGGUUCAGCGUGCUCAACAACGCGUGCUGGUCGUGCGGCGAGAUCGCGGUCAACGAAAAGGCGACGCUGGGGCCGUACGUCGACAAGAUCUACCAGGGGCUUUGCGUCAUCAUCAACAACGAGGAGGUGGUCGACUCGGUCAACGAGAACGCGGCGCUGGCCCUGGGUCGGCUGGGGAUCAGCUGCUCGGACCAGCUGGCGCCGCGGCUGGCCGAGUACGCCGAGGUCUUCCUCAAGGCGAUGGCCAGCAUCGACUUUACGCGCGAAAAGGCGUCGGCCUUUCUGGGCUUCAACCACGUCGUCAUGAAGAACCCGCAGGCCAUGGAGUCGUGUCUGGCCGACUACUUCCAGGCCAUUGCCGCCUUCCCCACCAAGACCCUCAGCCAGGAGGAGUAUCACGACAUCCAGAGUUCAUUUCAGCAGGUCCUGCAAGGUUAUAAAAACAUGAUACCCAAUUUCGACUCGUUCCUCUCGCAACUGCCGCCGCCGGUGACCCAGAAGCUUCGUUCUGUGUAUCAGAUCUAGCUUUGGAUCUCCUCUUUGACUUUUUGC